Molecule: messenger RNA, 1236 nt
Organism: Drosophila subobscura
Lineage: Eukaryota; Metazoa; Arthropoda; Insecta; Diptera; Drosophilidae
Gene: Arf51F
Product: ADP-ribosylation factor 6
Exons: 5
Coding region: 213-740 (175 amino acids)
Biological process (GO): intracellular protein transport; vesicle-mediated transport
Cellular component (GO): cytoplasm
Molecular function (GO): GTP binding; GTPase activity
Source: RefSeq, a predicted model, not a curated record
GUGUAUGUGUAUAAAUACAAGAAUUUAGUGCAAAAUUGUUGUUGUUAGCUUAGAUUUUUAGCAGUUGUGUUUUUGCAAAUGCAUUUUGUGCCUGACCACAACACGUUGGCACUUUAUGCUCAAUCACAUUAGGCGCGUGUCGAUCGAAUUGGUGCGUAAUCACAAUCGUCAAGACAUUGGAUUGGCUAGGGUUUGAUGGAUGACACAUCACCAUGGGAAAGCUACUAUCAAAAAUUUUUGGCAACAAAGAGAUGCGAAUUCUCAUGCUCGGGCUGGACGCGGCGGGCAAAACAACGAUCCUGUACAGACUCAAACUAGGGCAAUCAGUUACAACGAUACCCACUGUGGGCUUCAAUGUCGAAACUGUGACGUAUCGGAAUGUCAAGUUCAAUGUGUGGGACGUUGGUGGGCAGGAUAAAAUUCGACCGCUCUGGCGGCACUACUACACAGGUACACAGGGUCUUAUUUUCGUAGUGGACUGUGCGGAUCGAGAUCGAAUAGACGAAGCGCGCACGGAACUGCAUAGGAUAAUUAACGAUAGAGAGAUGCGGGACGCCAUCAUACUGAUAUUUGCUAACAAACAGGAUCUUCCUGAUGCAAUGAAACCCCAUGAAAUCCAGGAAAAACUAGGCUUAACUAGAAUAAGAGAUCGCAAUUGGUAUGUCCAACCAUCAUGUGCCACAACCGGCGAUGGCCUUUCUGAGGGCCUCACGUGGUUAACGUCGAACCAUAAAUUAUGAGAAUCAUAAUCCAUAUUUUGUAUAUGUAUAUGGCAUGUAUUAUUCGAAGCGAAGCAAAAGCAACCAUAUUCUAUUUUAUUUAUACAACAAACACAUAACGCAAGCGCAUAGUUAAAAGCUGAAUAACGAACGUACAUAAAUUCAAAAAAACUUGUUGAAGCUGGUACACAGAAGUCAGAUAGAUAUAUAUAUAGUGAUUAUAUACAUAUACUCUCAAUUAACCACCCAAUAUUCUCACUAGUAAAAUACACAUACAAAUAAACGAAGCAUUAAAAAAUUAAAAAAAGGCAAACAGUAAAUAUGCGUAACCAAUGCGUGAAGCACAGAGACAAAAGCAGAACAGAAAUUAAAGUUAAGUAAGUUUUUCUUGUAAAUUAUAUUGAGACAUGUAAGCAAUAAGUUAAAAGCUGUUUAUUGCAACUGUUACUAUAUAUGACUUGAGCGAGGGGAACGAGUCUUAAAUAAAUAUUGUAAAUAAAAUAAAUAUUCAACUAAA